AUCCAGAUGUGAGAGAAUUUCUAUGUUGUUUUGGCCAACUAAUUGGGCCCUGUUUCAACCGUUUUUAGCGAUUCGAACGCUGACACUUUGACCCGGCUUGGAGAAGGCCUGGCCAACGGGGUCAAAUGGCGCGCAAUGUGCUCGAGAGCAGCCUUCUGGGUGCCGGCUUUAGCAUCAUCUUUCAGAUACUUUGCCGCAUCCUCACCUUUGGCAUCAAUGCGUACAUCGUACGACAUGUGGGUCGCGAGGUGCUGGGCAUCAUGAAUGUGCGUUUGCUCCUCCUGGAGAGCACCCUGCUUUUCCUGUCUCGCGAGGCCAUCAACCGGGCAGCCCUGAGCGCCAAUGCCCAGCAGGGUGAUCGUUGCUCCUGGGCGCAGCUGAUCAACCAGAUGUGGCUCACGGUGCCUAUAUGUGCUGUUUUGUGUGGUCCUUGCUUGUAUAUCUGGCUCAACUGGCUGUCGUCAGUAGAUGCCAUCUACGCUUCGCAGUAUGAGUUCGCCUGCUAUGCAGUGGCCUUGUCCUGCGUUUUGGAACUGGUGGCCGAGUCCGCGGUGUUUGUAGCCCAGGUCUUUUGCUUCGUAAAGCUGAAGAUUCUGCUAAACACGCUGCACAUUUUGGUCCGUUCGGCCAUCUUCCUGUGGAUCGUCACCGGUGAUCGCAGUGCAGCUAUCAAUGCCUUUGCGAUUGCCCAACUCUCUAGCGCUGUGACCAUUGUUUUGGGCCAAUAUGGAUUCUUUUAUUUUUACCUAAAGGGAUUUAAAAAUUUUGUGACCCAACAGACGAGAAAGAAACCGUUGACUCCGAAAGCCUGGCAGAUUUCCCUGUACGAGCACAUGGAUGAUUUCCCCUUCAAGCAUUUGAACGAUUUUCUGCCCGGCGUAAUGUUUAAUCCGAAUGGAAAGUAUUUUAACCGGGAACUGCAAACACUAACCCUAAGCUUCGUUAAGCAGGGCGUCCUAAAGCAAAUCCUUACGGAGGGCGAAAAGUACGUCAUGUCCGUGUCGCCUGUGCUGAGUUUUGGUGAGCAGGCCACCUAUGACGUGGUAAACAACCUGGGAAGCAUGGCGGCACGCUUUAUUUUCCGUCCCAUCGAGGACAGUUCGUAUUUCUAUUUUACACAGACGCUGUCUCGGGACAUCAAAUUGGCCAAGCAACCGCAGGAGCGCGUCCGCCAAGCGAGCAGUGUCCUGAACAAUCUCCUUCUGGGCGUAAGCUCUAUUGGUCUGAUUGCUUUCACAUUUGGUCAGAGCUACUCGUAUCCAGUGCUGCUUCUCUACGGCGGCCCUGAUUUCGUAGCCGGCGGAUUGCCACAGAGCCUGCUGCAGUGGCACUGCCUGGCGAUCUAUUUGCUGGCCGUAAAUGGAAUCAGCGAGGGCUAUAUGUUUGCCACGAAUACCAGUCGGGAUAUCGAUAAGUACAACUAUCUGAUGGCCAUCUUUUCAAUCAGCUUCCUAGUCCUCUCCUAUAUUUUGACCGGAAUCUUUGGCCCAGUGGGCUUUAUAUUCGCAAACUGUAUUAACAUGAUGAGCAGAAUUCUGUACAGCACCUAUUAUAUCAGGCAUCAGUACCGACCGCUGUCGCUGGAUCCGUUGCUGGGGCUUUGGCCAGGAAAACUCUUCGGAGGCACGCUCUUCCUGGCUGGGAUUGUUUGUUAUUGGUACCAAAGUUCUAGCCUUGUCACACACCUGGGCGUGGGUGUUCUGGCUGGGCUCGCCUGUCUUCUGUCCUGGGCUCUAGCUCAUCGGGAUCUGGUGCGACUGGCCUGGCGCUAUGGGCGCCGAAUUAAGAUUGAAUAGGGGCCUUUCCGUUGGGAUUGAAUUCCUCGCUUCCCUCGCACCGAAGAACCGCAAUGAAACGCACAGUUUAAUAAAUUAUGACAUAGUUGAAAAUUGUAAGUUAAUUCCAAAAUUAAGUUAUGUACUUAUUGAGUGUUUGUAGAGCCUUGAUUGCUUAUUUAACUUUAAGACAUGCAUUAAAAGACAACGAUUACUGUUUA
This is a messenger RNA of Drosophila eugracilis, 1996 nucleotides long. RefSeq names its product protein RFT1 homolog. NCBI's taxonomy places the organism in Eukaryota, Metazoa, Arthropoda, Insecta, Diptera, Drosophilidae. Gene Ontology annotation, cellular component: endoplasmic reticulum membrane. The record is from RefSeq and is a predicted model, not a curated record. Bases 126 to 1796 code for a protein of 556 amino acids. Gene Ontology annotation, biological process: dolichol-linked oligosaccharide biosynthetic process; glycolipid translocation. The transcript is spliced from 4 exons.